Panicum hallii is the source of this 3626-nucleotide messenger RNA. Its product is annotated as pentatricopeptide repeat-containing protein At4g19890. The coding region runs from base 145 to 2166 and encodes 673 amino acids. The record is from RefSeq and is a predicted model, not a curated record. The transcript is spliced from 2 exons. NCBI's taxonomy places the organism in Eukaryota, Viridiplantae, Streptophyta, Magnoliopsida, Poales, Poaceae. Gene Ontology annotation, molecular function: protein binding.
AUGCAAAACGUAUUUUGUGUCGCGCCAUAGAACCCGUGUUCACAGCACGAAAGCGGCUUUCGCGACGCUUCCCACGCACCCUCGCUUCCUCCCAAGAGGCGGCCCCGGGGCUGAGGCGGCGGGCUCGCCAGUCGCAACUACGAGAUGCUCACUCGCCAGCGCCACGGCCGCCGCCGCCUCCUCGACCUCACGCGUCUUUGCACCUGCGCCUCGCCAACCCAGCAUCCCGCUCCCUCCUCCGCCUCCUCCGAUGCCGCCCCCGACGCCUCGCCCGGCGGCCUCGACCCCGCCGCGCUCGCCCCCGACGACGCCAUCGCGGCGCUCCCGGCCCUCGCGGGCUCCGCGGCCGCGCUCGCGCUCUUCCGCCGCCUCGCCGCCCGACCGGACCUCCGCCUCCUCAUGCGGCUGUACGCCACGGCGGCCACCGCCUUCGUCGCGCGGGGGAACCUCCCCAUGGCGCACGAGGCGAUGCGCGCGAUGGUGGCGGCGUUCGCGGAGGCCGGGCGGCUCCGGGAGGCCGCAGACAUGGUGCUCGAGAUGCGGAGCCACGGGCUCCCGCUCUGUGUCGAGACGGCCAACUGGGUGCUCCGCGUCGGGCUCCGCCACCCCGGGCUCUUCGAGCGCGCGCGCGAGGUGUUCGACGGAAUGACGCGGGGCGGCGGGGUGCGCCCCGACGAGCGCAGCUUCCGGGCGCUCGUCCUCGGGUGCUGCCGGGAGGGGCGCUUCGAGGAGGUCGACGCCCUGCUGGUGACCAUGCGGCAGCGUGGGUUCUGCCUGGACAACGCGACGUGCACGGUGGUCGUGCGCGCGUUCUGCCAGCAGGGACGGUUCAAGGAUGUCUCCGAACUGUUCAGGUGGAUGUCGGGGAUGGGCACGCCGCCGAACAUGGUCAACUACACGGCAUGGAUUGAUGGUCUGUGCAAAAAAGGCUACAUCAAGCAGGCGUUCCAUGUGCUGGAGGAGAUGGUCGGGAAGGGGCUGAAGCCGAACGUGUACACGCACACAUCGCUGAUCGAUGGGCUCUGCAAGAUUGGGUGGACGGAGCGGGCAUUCCGGCUGUUCCUGAAGCUUGUUAAGAGUAGCUCCUACAAGCCGAAUGUGCAUACGUACACUGUGAUGAUCGGAGGGUACUGCAAAGAGGGCAAGCUUGCUCGAGCUGAGAUGCUGUUGGGGAGGAUGGUUGAGCAGGGACUGGCACCAAACACAAACACAUACACUACGCUGAUUGAUGGUCACUGCAAAGGAGGCAGCUUUGAUCGCGCAUUUGAGCUUAUAAAUAAGAUGAAGCUGGAAGGUUUCCUGCCCAAUAUUUACACGUACAAUGCUAUCAUUGGUGGUUUUUGCAGAAAAGGACAGAUUCAAGAAGCUUACAAGGUGCUCCGAAUGGCAACUAGUCAGGGGCUGCAUCUUAAUAAGGUGACAUAUACUAUACUGAUAACUGAGCACUGCAAACAGGGCCACAUUACGUAUGCCCUAGAGUUGUUCAAUGGAAUGGCAGAAAAUGGUUGCGAUCCAGAUAUAGACACAUACACCACCAUCAUUGCUGCAUAUUGCCAGCAAAGGCAAAUGGAACAAAGUCAGAAGCUGUUUGACAAAUGUCUUGCUAUAGGAUUAGUGCCAACAAAACAAACUUAUACCUCAAUGAUUGCAGGAUACUGUAAAGUUGGCAAAUCGACCUCAGCUUUGAUGGUCUUUGAGAGGAUGGUUCAACAUGGAUGCCUACCUGACUCUGUAACUUAUGGGGCCCUAAUAAGUGGGUUAUGCAAGGAAUCCAGGCUAGAGGAAGCAAGGGCAUUAUACGAGAGCAUGCUUGAUAAACAUUUGGCGCCAUGCGAUGUAACUCGUGUCACUUUGGCUUUUGAGUAUUGCAGGAGGGAGAAAACAAGCAUUGCUGUGUCAUUCUUGGAUAGACUGGACAAACGGCAACAAGCUCACACAGCAGAUGCGCUAGUUAGAAAGCUCAGUGCUCUGGGAAAUUUGGAUGCUGCUAAUCUUUUCCUUAAAAAUGUUCUGGACAAGCAUUACACUGUUGACCAUGUAACUUAUUCAAGCUUUGUCAAUUCAUGCUAUAACAGCAAUAGAUAUGCCCUAGCUUCUGAAAUAUCAGAAAAGAUCUCGAAGAGGAUCUCUAACUUUCAGAAAAAGGAUGCCACAGCCAUUGCUUGAUUACUAGAGUAAUCCAAAUUUUGUCUACCAACGCAGCAGAGAAUUUCAUAGUAGUUCUCAAUGCUCCUUUUUAGCAGAGCUGCUAUGUCAAUCAAUUAGCGAUCAAGGUCUACAUGACCAGAUAAAUUCAUGACUGAACUGGGUUAGAAGUGCUUGGCGAUGGUAUGGAAUCUGCUUUUGCAUAAACUAUAUGAGAAGAAACAAGGUAAGUUGUUCAUAAGGUGAAGAAAUUGUGAUUUCCUUGGCAUUUUAGUAACUUCAUUUCGGCCUAAUUUUAAUUUGUCUGAUGCAACUCCUGCGAAUGCUUUUGUUUCUACCAGUCAACAGGCCUUUCUUAAAUACUUUGAAGAUAUUCAAUGCUAUAUAAUACAUCUGCAUUUUGUAUGAUGGAUUUAAGGUUUGUUCUUUCCCCGCUGUACCUUGUUAUGAAGAAUAUACUUCAUUUUAUGCUAUUUGAAACUUUAGACGUGUAGGUUCUGUUUAUCUGUAUUCUACUUUCUACAGAUGUUAUUCCGUUUAUUUAAACCUGUGUUCAGUGGUUCAAGCUCCUAAGAUUGUUCUUGGUAUUGUAACAGUAAUGCUGCUGUCGCAUUCAUGCUUAUCUUUCACCAUACAGACUUCGACCCUAGCUCUGAAAGUCAAGCUGGUUGGAAAUCAGCGAAUUUCCUGCAAAAACUGAGAUCUAGCUAAUUACAAUAAUAUUAUGAGUAAUAUUAUGGAAAUAAUAUUAUUGAUGACAGCAUCCUGAAAAUCAGCGGCAGACCUAUGUGUAGGCCAAUUGAAAUCUCUUAAUGAUGCGGCUAAACUGAUUCUUAGGAAGGAAUAAAAUUGCACAUUUAGUGCUAUUGGCUCCUUGAUUUUACUUCAAACUCACUGCUGAAAAUGGAGCAAACCUGAUCGGUAUGCUCAUAACUUGGGGACACUCGUCCCCAGUUAGAUAAAAUUCAGUGACUGCGGGUGUUCCUGGGAACUCUUGGUAGCUGCCACCUAGGCAAAAACAUUGAUCCUCCGAUGUGGGGAUCCUCCACAGUUGGUUGAGAUGUUUAUGUUGUCAUUACUGAACAUAUUUGAUUUUGAGCUUGAUGUGAUCAUUUUUUGUUUUGACCGAAAGAUCCCUAUGAUCAUUGUUUGUUUUUUGUAUUCCUUACAUGCUAUUUUUUGUCGUAACGAAACUCACGUUAUCAAGGUUGACGCCAUACAAUAAUACUCUAAUAUCUCAAGUUUUCUUUGUUGGUUGCAUCUUUAUUUGAUUGCUCCAUUGCACUGGUCCUGGCACAUGUACAAUUUAAUCAUAUUUUUGUUUAAAACUGUUAGACGGCACACUGUGGACAGAAGUUCACUUCAGAUAAUUGCUGAAGUUUUUGUCUUUUUAGGCUAAAUUCUGAAUGGAAUUGUUUUUUCAAGGUUUGAUGUUUGGGAAUUUCUAAUAAUCAAUAAUACACACAUCAGAGAAUUUCAUU